ACACAUCACAGCAGAAAAAUGCCAAGAGGAAGGGGAAACAGCUCAGCUCAAAGUUACAAUCAAAGACGUGCCCAAUAGUCUGUUACAGGUGUGUGAACUUAACAUCACCAACCAGACCCAGGCAAGUGACGUGCUGCAGGCGUGUCUCCAGCAGCUCCAGAUCCAGGUAACUGAGGUCAAAGAUCAUCAGCUUUGGGUUCUGCACAGCAGGGACGGCACGCCCUACCCCCUCAUUGGUCAUGAAACGCCAUUUUCUAUCAAAUUUUGCCAGGCACGAGAGUUCCUCCGCUCAAAAUCAGGAGAGCAUGACUUGGGUGCUGCUGUGCCAAAAUGUGAAUUUUUUCUCAAACAGAAAAAAUCAAAAAAGCAUUCCCUAGAGGGUCUUCCCCAGAAGUCAAUGAAGAAGAACAAAAAGUCCCCGAAUUUUUUGAAUUUUUUUAAACGAACAAAACAGCAAAGUUUAGUAUUUGGUCAGCCACUAUCUGAAAUAUGCAAUGAGAAUGACAACUAUGAUCCUCCAGAAUCAAUUAUUCAACUGAUGGUGCUGGUGUACAACCAGGGCCCUAAUAUCAGCGGGAUUCUGAGACGUGGCAACAAUGCUUCACUCGGAAAGGAAGUUAAAGAGAAAAUUUGCACUGGCAGUAAGUUUGAACUGGAAGAUCAUCAUGCCCCUACUGCUGCUUCUGUCUUCAAGGAGUUCAUUCGGUGUGUCCCUGAAGGUUUGUUGUUGAAAAGGCUACAUGAUGAUUGGCUGCAGAUAAAGAAAGAUGACCCAGAGGAUGUUAAGAUCAGAAAAAUUAAAACUGUUUUGGACAAGCUGCCCCCAGCUCACUACAGAGUUGUCAAACUGACCAUCUGUCUUCUGCAACACCUGGCCAAGUUCAGUGCUAAAACCAACAUGGGAGCCACCAACCUGGCAACAUGCAUAGCUCCAUCUUUCUGCACACCUCAAGUGCGGGAUGGACCCAGGGGGAAGAACAGUAACGCUGCACUCCAACAUUCAGUCUUUGAAAUCACUAAUGUGUUUACUCCCUUAAUUUCCUUCAUGAUCCUCAAGCAUGUAGAAAUAUUUGGUCAAGACAUUCUCUCAAUGUUCACCAAAUAUGGUUGUCAGAGCUCACCAGCUGUCAAUUUGACUGAAGAUAAAGGUGAUGUCCCUCGUCAGCCCCCUCUAGUGGAUGAGGAUGAAACACUGGAGGAAGAGGAAGAAGAAGAACUAAAGGGAAAAAUCUUGCUUUCCCAUCAGAGAAGAGUUUCCAACUUCCAGCUGGAUUCUGGGACAGACUCAGACAGCAUGCAUAGUUUACUCAGCAUGCCCGACACAGGAAUGGGUUUGAGACAAGAUGACUCCUCCAUUGACAGCUUUGCUGACAGAGAGCUGCUGUCUAGUGAAAUGGAGUCCAGCCCUAAGGCCAGCAAAUCCCACCUGUCACCAACCAACCUGAGUCGGGACUCUGGUCUAACCCUUAGUGACACUCAACUUUAUGACGAGGAAACUGGCUUGACACUCAGUGACACCCAACUAUAUGAGGACAUUUUCUCAAAGCAUGCCAGACUGGAGCAAUUCCAGUACCCUGAUGCACUUAGUAUUGAUUCCAACCAAAACACCCAUUUCAUUGACACACCAGAACUUGCUGCUCCCCUAAGGAAAGUCUCUGGGAAGAAAUCAAGAAAAGCUCAUCCAGUCCACUCUAGCUCUGUGGACCAACUAGCAGCAAUCAAGCACAGUGCUUCAACUAGACAGCUAGACUCCAGUCAUGACUGGCGCAAACAAACUUCUUUAGACAAAGAAAACACUUUUUUAUGGGAGGAGGCUGAGCACAGAUCAGCUGACUUGCACGUGCCAAGCACUGAUAUGGGAACUUUAGUCAAGUCUGAGAGUGGUCAUUUCUUUUUCAAUGAUUUGCCUGUCAUCACUGACCACUAUAGCCCCGUGACAACUGAGCCCUACAGGCCAUCAGCAUUCAAACCCCAGCACAGGUUCCUGAGGCAGUCAUCAGUCACAGAGGCCACGCCACCUGCCUCUCCUGGCAGUCUCUUGCAGACUUCACAGCAGGCUCAGCUUGAACAAUCACUCAAUUCAACUGUUACAGAGAGCCCUCCUGUCAAUUCAACUGUUACAGAGAGCCCUCCUGUCAAUUCAACUGUUACAGAGAGCCCUCCUGUCAAUUCAACUGGUACAGAGAGCCCUCCUGUCAAUUCAACUGGUACAGAGAGCCCUCCUGUCAAUUCAACUGGUACAGAGAGCCCUCCUGUCAAUUCAACUGUUACAGAGAGCCCUCCUGUCAAUUCAAAGAUUAAAUCUCGUGGUUUAAGCCAAUCCACUUUUAAUUUAGCUGAAUUAUCUCCUCCAGAGCUUGGUUUCCCCACCAGGAACACAUCUGUUAGGUCUGGAAAGUUCCAUGAAGCAGAGGAAAUUCAUCUGGGUCGACGCCCCCAGUUUAAAGUCUCCAUUCCUGAAGAGCCAUCAAGUGAGGCAGUCAUGAGGAGAGUCCACCUGCUGACUGGCUCCCCUCCUCCUAAUGUCAUAUUAAAAAGUUUAUCCAAGCAGGUCACAAAUCAGUUCCAGUUUUCUAAACGUUUGGAAACACUGGACUUAAAUUCACAAGGGGAACUUUCAAGCCAUUUCUCACAUUCCAAGUCUUUCAAAAAAUCAAAUUCCAGUUUGUCUGCAUCUUCCAAAGCUGGCAUUGUGACAUGUUCUGACAUUGUGACAUGUUCUGACAUUGUGACAUGUUCUGACACGUGUGACAAACCUCCAGGCUACCAGCAGGCUGUACAGAGAAAGCUCAAGCAGAAAAUCCCUGUGCAAAUAACAAUAGAAGAUACAGAAAAACAAAGGGAGGCAAGCGCACGAGCUAAAGCCUUGUAUGAACAGUCUCUCCAGAUCUACAAUCAGCAAGGGCAGUAUGGCAGUUCACAUGAACGAGGAGGGCAGUAUGGCAGUUCACAUGAACGAGGAGGGCAAUAUGGCAGUUCACAUGAACGAGCAGGGCAGUAUGGCAGUUCACAUGAACGAGCAGGGCAGUAUGGCAGUUCACAUGAACGAGCAGGGCAGUAUGGCAGUUCACAUGAACGAGCAGGGCAGUAUGGCAGUUCACAUGAACGAGCAGGGCAGUAUGGCAGUUCACAUGAACGAGCAGGGCAGUAUGACAGUUCACAUGAACGAGGAGGGCAGUAUGGCAGUUCACAUGAACGAGCAGGGCAGUAUGGCAGUUCACAUGAACGAGCAGGGCAGUAUGGCAGUUCACAUGAACGAGCAGGGCAGUAUGACAGUUCACAUGAACGAGCAGGGCAGUAUGGCAGUUCACAUGAACGAGGAGGGCAGUAUGGCAGUUCACAUGAACGAGCAGGGCAGUAUGGCAGUUCACAUGAAGAGCACAGCUCUAGUAGACUGUCAGGCAGAAGUGAAAAAGUAGCCAGGUCCCUGCCGGAUGUGUCAGCUGGCCAGCCAUUGCCUUCAGGAUUACCAAAGUUGCUACCAGCAAUGGUCAGCUUGUCAGACUGUGUACAAGAGGAGCCCCAGCACCCUUCCAGCACUAGUUCUAGGCUGGCAUCCACCCUCAAGCAUUCUCAUUCUUUUGGGGCAUGCUCUGAUAUUAGUAACUCUAGUAAUGGAAGUGUCUCAUCAGUCACAAGCAGUGAGGAGGAUGGGGAUGUGUACAAACAAGAAUCUCAAUCCAUCAUUGAGCUGCAAGAGCUACCAAUUCAUUUUCUCAAUAAAAAAACACCAAAGCAAUUGUACUUAGAGUCAAUUGAGGAAUUUGAAACAAAACAAAAGCAAUCUUCCCAUUGCUCCCCGUUAUCCAAGAGUUUUUCUAAGCUUUCAGUGAGCACAAGAGAGGGGGUGAAAGAAGUGCCAUCAGGACAGCCUGGUCAGGCUCCACUUGAAGGGCAGACCAGCAACACAGCCAGCAGCUCGGAGCACCAUGAAAACUUUCUCAAGGCCAAGUCUUACUUUCAUCAGUCAAAGCUUCCAAUGAAAAGUUUGAUCAAACAUUCUGCAUCAUCUCCUUCAAUUCCAAUGCUGUUUACCCAGGAGAAGCAGCUGCAUGAACCGCAAGCUGCAGCUUUUGGUCAAGAACACAAAUCUGUGGGGAAACCCAAGCCUGUCCCUACAAACCCUACAGCCAAACCUGUCCCUACAAACCCUACAGCCAAACCUGUCCCUACAAACCCUACAGCCAAACCUGUCCCUACAAACCCUACAGCCAAACCAGUCCCUACAAACCCUACAGCCAAACCUCUCCCUACAGUCAGUGCAGCCAAGCCUACUAUUGCAGCUGCCAAGAGCAAGAAGAAACCUGAACUGCCUUGGAGUGUUAAAGACUUGAAAUCUAAAUGGGAUAAAACCAAUGUAACAGAUGCAUCAAGUUGCUCUCCUUUCUACAAGAAACAAAAAGCUCUCCAAGACCAUCUUCACAGCACCAAGAGCAGAUCUGAACAUGAGGACACAUCAGCCAACUCUCAGAUAGCUUACAUUUAACCAGGCUGGUUCACUUGUAGCUUACACUUAACCAGGCUGGUUCACUUGUAGCUUACACUUAACCAGGCUGGUUCACUUGUAGCUUACACUUAACCAGGCUGGUUCACUUGUAGCUUACACUUAACCAGACUGAUUCACUUGUAGCUUACAUUUAACCCUUCUGGUUCACUUGAUCUAGUAAAGCAACAUAACCAGUUUGAAUGGUUCCAACAAAUGCCAUAAACUGAGCAAUCUUUUGUGAGUAGAAACAAGCGGUUUUAAUUAGUUCAAUUCUGUGACUUGUGGAGUAACUGGUGUAUUGAUGUAUCAGACAGCCACUGGUGUAUUGAUGUAUCAGACAGCCACUGGUGUAUUGAUGUAUCAGACAGCCACUGGUGUAUUGAUGUAUCAGACAGCCACUGGUGUAUUAAUGUAUCAGACAGCCACUUGUGUAUUAAUGUAUCAGACAGCAACUGGUGUAUUGAUGUAUCAGACAGCAACUGGCGUAUUGAUGUAUCAGACAGCAACUGGCGUAUUGAUGUAUCAGACAACCACUGGCGUAUUGAUGUAUCAGACAGCCACUGGCGUAUUGAUGUAUCAGACAGCCACUGGCGUAUUGAUGUAUCAGACAGCCACUGGCGUAUUGAUGUAUCAGACAGCCACUGGCGUAUUGAUGUAUCAGACAGCCACUGGCGUAUUGAUGUAUCAGACAGCCACUGGCGUAUUGAUGUAUCAGACAGCCACUGGCGUAUUGAUGUAUCAGACAGCCACUGGCGUAUUGAUGUAUCAGACAGCCACUGGCGUAUUGAUGUAUCAGACAGCCACUGGCGUAUUGAUGUAUCAGACAGCCACUGGCGUAUUGAUGUAUUUGACCGCAACUUUUGGGGGAAAACUUACUGGUUAUUGCCUUAAUUAUUAUAUUUAAUUAUACAUACUGAAUAAUACUCUCUAAAUAAGCAUAUUUUUAAAAAUAGAUUCAUUUUCUUUUCACUAUUUACAUUAUCUGCAUUUUUGUAAAAGUAUUUUUUUAAUGUACAUAGAAAAUGUGUAAAAAACUAGAUUGUUCCAUGUAGAUACUUGUUGAGAUCACACAACAGAACUCUGGUGGGAAAUGUUUUUAUAAGCUGUUUUUGAACAAUUUUUAAAAACUUCACGCUAAAAAUCAAUUUUAGAAUUCUCAAAAUUAGGUGUGGUUGGGUAUCUGACUUAAUACAUGUAUGUUAAAAAAGGAGCAUAAUUAGAAUGACAAAUUUGUAAGAAAUGCUCUAGCUUUAAAAUUGUGACUAUCUGCAGACCACAAUUACCUCAUCUUUUAGUAUUACACUCAUCAUUCUUUCUGCAUUCAUCUGUAUAGCCUAUACACUACAAUAGUGAAUCAAAUCGCUUGCUUCUCAACUCUACUGUUAUCCUGGUCUAGCUGACCAGUCAAUGGGUUGGUCUAGCUGACCAGUCAAUGGGUUGGUCUAGCUGACCAGUCAAUGGGUUGGUCUAGCUGACCAGUCAAUGGGUUGGUCUAGCUGACCAGUCAAUGGGUUGGAGUAUUUGGUGCUUCUCUUCUAUUUAUUCAUUCCAAUUGUUUAUAUUUAUGUUCAUAAUUGCUGGGUCCGCCAUUUUUGUCAAUAAAACUUUUUGUUACCAUG
This is a messenger RNA of Physella acuta, 6105 nucleotides long. RefSeq lists its product as uncharacterized. Gene Ontology annotation, biological process: signal transduction. NCBI's taxonomy places the organism in Eukaryota, Metazoa, Mollusca, Gastropoda, Physidae. Gene Ontology annotation, molecular function: GTPase activator activity. The record is from RefSeq and is a predicted model, not a curated record.